AUGUCUCUCUUUAAGACCCUCCAAAACGCACCUGCUACUAUAAGCAUUUUCCACAACAAGAAGAUCCCUAAUCUGACUCUAUUGUACUCCAUACUCGAUAAAGCAUCAGCCAAAAUUAAUGCGGACAAGGAGAAAUUCCAAGUGGAUGUGAUGAUCAACAAGAUGCCCACGUACGAUCAAUUUUCGUUCAUCAUCAAUUCAUGUCUCAAGGAUGAUAAGAGUAAACUGUUCUUGAAGAAUGCAUUCCCAUUGGUUUCUCCUAAGCAAUCGUCCGGUGGCGAGAAGCUGAGAAUCACCCAGAUUCCCCCUAUCCAAUUGCAAGGGAAGAACUGGAAAACUUUUAGCGAGGGUGAAUAUGCAAUUGUCUACGAGGCAUUCCAGAGUUUGGUCGAUGACCUUGAGGCGCACCCUGAGCACGAUCCCAGUGAAAUAUUUAAGGCUCCGUUGCUUGUUGACUGGGAUCAAAGUCUUAUUGCUGGCGAUGAGAGCUCGUUAGAGGAGAUCUUAGCAAAGUAUAAAUAG
Dujonia railenensis is the source of this 522-nucleotide messenger RNA. The record is from the annotation of a GenBank genome assembly. NCBI's taxonomy places the organism in Eukaryota, Fungi, Ascomycota, Pichiomycetes, Serinales, Debaryomycetaceae.